UUGUUCUGUUUCCUUAAACACUUUGUAAAUGUUUGGUUUAAAUAGCAUAAUCUUAAAAAGGUUUUUUUUUUCUUUUUUCUUUUUUUUUUUUUUGGCUGCAUUGGAUUUUCAUUGCUGCAUGCGGGCAUUCUCUAGUUGUGAACACCUAUUUAACUUGAAGUUUGCUGCAAAGGAACUUAAUAGGAAUGCCAAGAAAUGUGAUAAAGAAGAAAAGGCUGAAAAGGCCAAAAUUAAAAAGGCCAUUCAGAAAGGUAACACAGAAGUUGCAAGAAUACAUGCUGAAAAUGCAAUCCGCCAGAAAAACCAAGCAAUUAAUUUCUUGAGAAUGGGUACUAGGGUUGAUGCUGUGGCAGCCAGAGUUCAAACUGCAGUAACAAUGGGCAAGGUAACCAAGUCCAUGGCAGGCGUAGUUAAGUCUAUGGAUGCUACAUUGAGGAGUAUGAACCUUGAAAAGAUUUCUGCCCUGAUGGACAAAUUUGAACAGCAGUUUGAAACACUGGAUGUUCAAACACAGCAAAUGGAAGACACAAUGAGUAGUACUACAACCCUAACAACACCACAAAACCAAGUGGAUAUGCUGCUUCAAGAAAUGGCAGAUGAAGCUGGCCUUGAUCUCAAUAUGGAACUACCACAAGGUCAGACAGGUUCUUUUGGCACAAGUGUUACUUCCACGGAACAGGAUGAACUAUCACAGAGGCUUGCUCGUCUACGUGAUCAAGUGUAAUUUAAAGAACUGGUACUUUUGUUUACCUCACUUGCUUCUGAAAUAUUUUGCGUGUAUAUAUAGACAAGUUUCACUCCAGUUACACUAAGAACGCCAUAUAUUCCAGAAUGCUUAAACACUAUUUGUAUAUAAUGCUUUCUUUUAUUUUGCUGUACUUUAGAAUACUUUAAGAAAGUCUGGAGGGUUUUCACCUUGACAGAUUUUACAGUUUUGUAUAUUAUGUUGAAAAGUGUGAGAGAUGGUUUUUUGUAGGUGUCCUUGACUGAAUUCGUAUUAACUCACUGUAUAUGAAACAUCCUCCUCAAAAAUUAUAUUUAAAAAUCUAGCACCAAAGUACUACAGAAUAAAGUACUUUAUACAUAAUAAAGUAUAGAAUAAAAGUUUUGGUUUCUUUUUAAUUCAAGGUAGCUUUAAAUAAAUCUCUGCAUUCACAUGUGAUGCAUAAAAAUAAAAACAGGGAAAAUAUAUUCACUUAAUAUGUUUACAUAACCAAAAACACCUCCUUUAGCAUCAUACAAUGGACAAUGCUACUUUUUGUGUUUAUGUUUGUUUUCACUAUUCAAGCAGAAAUUCAGUUGACUUUUAAUCUGUGUUCAUCAGCUUUUAAAUUUAGAUUACUAUGAGAAUCUAGUAAUUUAGCUAGUAAUUUAAUGACUAUUAAUUCCUUAAAUUAAAAAUUUUUUCAUUGAUAAAAAAUAUGCAAAAUUAAAUCAAAGAAAUUAAGGUUUGCUCAUUUAAAAUUUUUUCUCUUUGGUAAAUAUCACUGUUAAGACAGAAAUUCAACCUUUCAUACUUUCAGAUGAAAUUGAAACAUUUUUAAUCAUUCUUCAAUUUGCAUUCAACGCUUGUUAGGCUGUAUUUUAAAAGGAGAUUAAUUUGCAUGGCCUUAAUAUCAUUUACAUUUCUCACAGAAUUAUUGAUUGGUUUUUGAAAAUAUUGGUGUGUGUUUUUAAACUAACCAACAAAAAAUAACAAAACAAAAUUAAGCCAACUCAAGUUACAACUAUAGUUGAUCCUUGAACAAUGCAGAGAUUAUGGGGUUUCGAACCCCUAUGCAGUUGAAAAUCCACAUAUAACUUUAUAGUUGGCCCUCUGUAUGUGCAGUUCCACAUUCCCAGAUUCAACAAAACACAGGUUGUGUAGUACUAUAGUAUUUACUGAAAAAAAUCUGUGUAUAAGUGGACCUGCACAGUAAACCUAUGUUGUUCGGGGGUCAACUGCACUAUAAGUCCUGGUUGAAUGUAUUCAUUCUUUAUCUUAAACAACUCUCAUAACUGGAAGAAAUGAAGUGGAAAAUAAAUCAGAAUAAAACGUUUUGCCCAGCCAAGUAGAUAACUUCCAGCCCAGUGGAGGUUGGGAGCAUAACACAUGGGGUGGGCACACAGAAAAGUCAUAAGACUGUAAAGAAGACUAGACUCUGGAAGGGCAGGAGCCUUGGGGAAAAGUAUUUGAUGACCAGCUGUACUGCUUGCCAUCUCCCCAGGAAUAUCUGUAUUUUACCCAACUAAAAUGAACAAAUUAACAUGUGCCUGCAAUUUUCUGGUGUAAGUCUCAAAUGUGGAGAAGUGACCAAGUUAUAUUUUAGAAAGUAUACUACUAAUCUAGGUUAAGUAGGUAAGGUGUUUUUCCUUAAUGAAAGAAUGCCAGUAUUUCAUGAAAUUCUAUUAAGAGCACAUCUGUUUAGAUAAUCUUCAUUCAAAGUGAAAUUAUGGAGACUUUUUUGCUAAGCACUCACCAUUCAUAUAUAAUAUUUCCCAUUGUAAAUGAGAACAUGUAUAAAUGAAGACUAUUUUCAGUGGUUAAUGAAAUGAGAAAUUACUCUUAUGCUAAGUUUGGGUAAACCUAUUUAACUUUCUUGGUAAUUUGACUAUAUGAUGUGACCUCAAUGCAGUAAUCUUCCAUUUUGUUUAUAAUUGAUGCUUUGUCUUUUCUACUUAAAGGGUAAGUUUAUUUAUUUAUAUUUGGAACAUCCCAGAGAAGCGUAGAAGAGAUUAUUACAGACAAAUAUCUAUGAAAUAGAGUUUUCUUAUUUUCUGUUGGUGAGAAUUGUAGCUUUUGUGUUUUUGACUUGAAUACAAACUGAUAAAUUGUGAAUAUGGCUUACUUACAUCUAGAAAUAUAAAUGACUCUGAUCUAAAGAUAACAGCUCAUAGUUUUAUUUAACAGUCAAAUCAGAUUUGUCUUUUAAAACUAUUGUUCUCUGAUAGACACAGUUUUGUUUUUGGAUUCAUCUGUUAUAAUAAAAUUUU
Hippopotamus amphibius kiboko is the source of this 2973-nucleotide messenger RNA. Its product is annotated as charged multivesicular body protein 1B2. Gene Ontology annotation, cellular component: multivesicular body; ESCRT III complex. Gene Ontology annotation, biological process: protein transport; late endosome to vacuole transport; endosome transport via multivesicular body sorting pathway. The coding region runs from base 29 to 724 and encodes 231 amino acids. NCBI's taxonomy places the organism in Eukaryota, Metazoa, Chordata, Mammalia, Artiodactyla, Hippopotamidae. The record is from RefSeq and is a predicted model, not a curated record. The transcript is spliced from 8 exons.